Serpula lacrymans var. lacrymans S7.9 is the source of this 1208-nucleotide messenger RNA. RefSeq lists its product as uncharacterized. NCBI's taxonomy places the organism in Eukaryota, Fungi, Basidiomycota, Agaricomycetes, Boletales, Serpulaceae. The annotation marks the transcript as partial. The transcript has 4 exons. The record is from RefSeq and is a predicted model, not a curated record.
GUCAAAAAUCUCUGUCUAGCAAGCCUGGCAAGGGUUUCAUCGUCUUGACCAUGCUCACACUUAGUCCUGGUUCCGUGUGCGACGUGUGCGCAGAAGAGUACGGUCCGCAUUGCUUGCCCCAUUCCAUUCCCUGUGGCCAUGUUUUGUGUUCAGGCUGUUGCAAUACCAUCGUAGAAAAGACAUCCCCUCGCCUUACGCCCGUCUGUCCUUUCUGUCGCGAACAGUUUACUAGCGACACCGUUCGUUUGAUCCGUAUCGACUUUCCAUCUAAUGCCAGGGCAGCUCCUCGCCGUCGAGGAGUUCCUAUAGAGGCCCAUGACCAGUCUAGUGAUUUUGGAGCACGGAAAGAAGAGCGCUUUCUGUUGAUGGAGGCGAGCUGCUCAAGAGUUCGCGCGGAGGCCCGUAGGCUCGAAGACAAGGUGGCCAAGGUCGCCGCAAAAAAAUGCUCAGUGGAGGAGGUCACCACACUCCACAAGGAACUGCAAGAAUGGUUAACAUCUGAAGUAAAGUCCGAUGAUCAGCUUUCUUCUUUGUCAUUGAGUGCCGCACUGCUCAGGGCUAUCUUGAUGAACCACUUUGCUCAUUCCGAAGCAACUAAAAUGGCUAAAACUACUGAAGCCAACCUCAAAGCUAAGCUCGAUGACGCGGAAAUGGAAGUUUCAAAACUAGAAGCUGAAGUGUCAAAGCAGCGUACGCUUUAUACCCAAAAAGUACAAGAAUGUCAAUCUCUGCGUGCAGAGAUUAGUCGCUUUAAUCUUAAAUCCACCGUUGCUGCCCAUCUACCGGCGCGCCCAAGUUCUGCAGCGCCGAUGAUGGCAGGUGAGCGACGGCAAUCCAUUUCUUCUGCGUCGACGGCAUCGUUGUACGGCGCAAACAAUCAGUCGCCGUUAUCUCGCUUAAAUCCCGUUCACAUGCGAUCGGCCUCUGCGUCCAUGUCUCGCCCAACAACCCCAGCUAUCAGACCGCACACACCUGCGACUGUCCGACCGGAGACGCCUGUGUCACCUCUUUAUCGGGCAACAUCCCCACCCCCUCCGCUACCAUCGAAACCUCGCACUUACUCAAUUUCCUCUCAUGUUUCCCCACAAAAAAUGACUCGUUCCUAUUCUGAUGAGAAGGAAAAAGAGAAGACACACGAGCGCUGGUUACCCUCCGUUGACAUCGCUUACAGUCCUCCUUCGAGCAAAUCAAUGAACUACUCGCUCCCU